CGGUUAUGGGGUAACACACACACGGAUAAGCUCGAGGCACACAACCACCCACGCCAGCAACAGCCACUUCUUGCAACAUACCGACCAGUACAGCUAAGGCAACACACCACAAAUAGUAGCAAAUCGUACUCCUUAUCGCAAAUCCCCAUGCACAAAGCCACCACACUAUGUGAUAUGCACCUGAAUCUACCCCUUAGUGCAACGCACCUCACAGAGGAGAUAAUACCCCCCAAAGCCACCAGACCAACCUUACUGUUCCCUACACCCAAUA
Messenger RNA from Pelobates cultripes (western spadefoot toad), 271 nucleotides. NCBI's taxonomy places the organism in Eukaryota, Metazoa, Chordata, Amphibia, Anura, Pelobatidae. The record is from the annotation of a GenBank genome assembly.